Molecule: messenger RNA, 6063 nt
Organism: Siniperca chuatsi (mandarin fish)
Lineage: Eukaryota; Metazoa; Chordata; Actinopteri; Centrarchiformes; Sinipercidae
Gene: rabl6b
Product: RAB, member RAS oncogene family-like 6b
Exons: 17
Coding region: 419-2686 (755 amino acids)
Cellular component (GO): nucleus; cytosol
Molecular function (GO): GTP binding
Source: RefSeq, a predicted model, not a curated record
AAGUUGUACAUAUUUGUGUCACGCUUGACGCUGGGUCGAUGUAGCUGCUUUCUUUGCAAAGGAAUGUCGCUGCUAUAUCUCUGUCGGGAUGGAGGUCUGACAGAUGUUUUGAGAAAAAGAUGUCGGGACUGCACUUCCUUAUCUUAUUAAAUGACCAUGAGGCUCAAAACAGCAUGGUAGUAACCUUCACCUCUGACUGGCAAGUAAGAACAUCUAGUCAGUUUUAAGAGAACCACUAAAUUCAGAGUCAAUAUUUAUUAAUUUGGCAUCAUAUUUGCUUGUAAGCAUGGGCCCUUAGCUUCCACAGCCAACAGGAUACACAGUUACACUUUUCCUUCAGUUGUUGUGUGACGAAUUGUCAGGGGAGUUCCACUGUACUACCGCGUUUUACUGUACAAGCUCGUGAAGCUUCGUCAAGAUGUUUUCAGCUCUUAAGAAGCUGGUGGGAUCUGAGCCAGGGCAGCUCAGGGACAAGAACAUCCCCGCUGGCCUGCAGUCGAUGAACCAAAGUUUGCAGAGACGCUUCGCCAAAGGGGUGCAGUAUAAUAUGAAAAUAGUCAUCCGGGGAGAUAGAAACACUGGAAAGAGCACUUUAUGGCAUCGACUACAGGGUAAGAAGUUUGUGGAGGAGUACCUACCCACUCAGGAGAUCCAAGCCACAAGUAUCCAUUGGAAUUACAAAACUACUGAUGAUGUGGUCAAGGUAGAGGUGUGGGACGUGGUAGACAAAGGCCAAAAAUAUCCUCUUCCUGAAGGUGUAGGCAAAGGCAAAAGGCGUGGAGACAAUUUGAAACUGGAGAAUGAGCCCCAAGAGUCAGAUGAAGUGGCCCUGGAUGCAGAGUUCCUGGAUGUGUACAAGAACUGUAAUGGAGUCAUCAUGAUGUUUGACAUUACCAAGCAGUGGACUUUUAACUACAUCCUGAGGGAAUUGCCCAAAGUACCCACCCAUGUGCCGGUGUGUGUGUUGGGAAACCACAGGGACAUGGGCGAGCAUCGUGUCAUCCUCCCUGAUGAUAUAAGAGACCUGAUUGCUGGACUUAACAGACCAAUGGGAUCAUCUUACAUCCACUAUGCUGAGUCCUCAAUGAAGAAUGGGUUUGGCUUGAAAUAUCUGCACAGAUUUUUCAACAUCCCCUUCCUGCAGCUACAGAGAGAGACCCUCCUUAGGCAGCUGGAGACCAACCAGCUGGACAUGGAUGCCACCUUGGAGGAGCUUUCUGUCCAGCAGGAGACUGAAGAUCAAAACUACGAGAUUUUCCUCGAGAACUUGGAAUCUCGCAGUAAGGGCUACGGCUCUCCUGGUCCAGCCAACGGUCAGAGUCCCUCCUCGGGCUCCCAGUCCCCCAUCAUCCCUCCCAGUGGGGCCUCCACGGGCAGCUCCAGCCCCAGCACCCCUCAGCCACCCAUUCCCUCCCAAGUGCUUCCACAGUCACCGUCUGUGUCCACUUCUUCCCCUCCGCCUCCCUCGACAGUGGUUAGCAUGACAGCUUCACCUGUUGUUGAGUCAAAGCCAUCGGCCCAGUCUCCCGAACACCUUCAGUCCUCAGCUGCAUCUGGGGCGUCAGCCCCCCAGAAACGCAGCUUCAUCUCCCGUUGGUUUGGUUCAUCUCCUGCUGCUGAGGCUUCUGCUUCUGGACCAGAGGAAGUGUCUGCAUCAGUGUGCCCUGCUAAGGUUCAGAGUGUGGAUGAUUUUGUGCCAGAUGAGAGACUGGAUAAAAGCUUCCUGGAGGACAGCCUGCCCUCGAAGACCAAGGUGCCUCAGCCUGCACCAGCUCCGGCUGUGGACAGCGACAGUGAUGGUGAAGAAAGAGGAAACCCCAUGGUGUCUGGCUUCCAGGAUGAGCUCGAUCCUGACGACACUGAGCCCAGUCUUCCCCAACCUAAGACCCUGCCCCUCAGUAAAGAUAUCACUCUGACCAGUGACGAGGAGGAGGGAGUACUAGCAGCCCCCACUAUCACACAAGACCUGGACAGUGAACCUGAGCUGAAAACGCCUGUGAUCCACAUCACAAAACCAAAGGUGGCAUCGAAAGCUCCAGAGCCCAGAGGCCAGACCACAGCACCCAUCUCCCUCACUUUAACUCCAGCAGCAGAGCAGCCAGCCCGACACCAAGGCAAGAAGAAGGGAAGCACACCCAAAGCUGACGACUCCGAUACAGACCCUGAGGCUCCUGUAGCCCAGCAGAUGCUCUCGUUUGUCAUGGAUGACCCCGACUUUGAGUCUGAAGCAUCAGACACACCAAAAAUAGCGAAGGAUACAUUUCCAGUCAGAGAUGAGUUUCUGUCUGACCUCUCUGAUGAUGACAUGCAGUUAGCCAAGGUGCCAGAACCUCUGAAGCCCACUGUGAUCUCUUUCAAACACAAGGACGAUACCGACCUGUUUGGCCUCGGCAUCCAAGAAGAGGCUCCCGCAGCCAAGGACAGCAGCGAGGAGCAGGAAGAGAAAGAAAGCAAACACUCCUCCAAAGAAAAGAAGAAAAAGAAGAAGAAAAGCAAAGAGGAGGAUGAAAAAAGCAAGAAGAAACACAAAAACAAGAAAAAGGAAAAAGACGAAGCUGCAGCAGUAGAUGAAAAAAAGAAAAAGAAAUCCAGGACCAAGAAAACAGAAGUGGACGAGUUGGAGGACUUUCUGGGCGGAGGAGCAGGAUCGAUCAAAAGAGAUGACGGUGAUUAUGAAGAACUAUAAAAGCUCCUGUUUUAUUAGGAAAUGGAGCCGCAGAACAGCAGCGAGGCGCGUGGUCGUUCAAAAACCUCCUGGUUCCUUGACUUGUAUGUGCAUAAAACAGCAUCUCCAAGCCAUACGCAAUACACAAGGCUACCAAUGACACCCAGGUAAAAAAAAAAAUAACCAAGGACUGUGGUACCUGUAUGUUCCUUCUGAUUGAUUUCCCCAUCUGCACUACUGCUGUCACUUCCAUUUCAACCAAGAAACGGCGAGGAGACCCACAUGUACUGUAGUAAGUCGUGACAUUAAAAUUUGAUGAUUGGUGUAGCUACAAAUUGGCUCUUUGUACUUUGACAUAAUUGAAUAUGUUGGUUUAAUAUUUUCUUCUAUUUGAUACACUGCAAAUGAUCCACCACGAAUCAGCUGCUGUAAAUAGGGUUACCAUUUUGUCUGAAUGUUUGUUUGGUGGGUGUAAUAAUCGCGAGCAUGCUAAAAGUGAAGACUUGCUCCUUAGAGACUCCAUAGUGUUGUCUUUUCUUUCUUUCCUACUUGUUGGCUUAAAUGAAUACAUUUAGUCUUGUGUCUCUAAUUAGGAACACUGAAGAAGAAUUCAGAGUGAGUUGACUUAAGAAUUUUGCCCAUCACCAACAAAGGAAAUGACUACCCCCUUUUCACUCUUGGAAUACGUCCACACUAAGCCAGCUAAAUUUGAAAACAUCUUCGCUUUGUUUUGGCCUCCAGCCACACUUUACCUGAAAACAGAUCUUUUCAAAAACGUUCUGAAGAGUGGAGAAGUCUUAAAAUCCUGGCUGCGCGUCUCAGGGUGGACCAGGAAAACUAAGCUUUUGGAAAACAAUGUAAACCUGGCUGUGUGGCAGCAAAGUUAAGAAGAACAUUUCUGUGAUCAGUCAUUUUCAGUCUCAAUAUAGCUGAACACUCAAUACAGGGGUUGUCAUUAACCUGUAUGAAUGUUGAAUUUGUCAAACAGAGGACAGAACCAGCUGAGACUCAGCAGAGUAGCCGGACUGUGUCCGUCUCACCAGAUGUAGGCUGUGUGGCAGUUUUGUUGUUUGCUGGCAAAAAGAGGACAAAGAACAUGAGCUAUAUGCCAAGAUUAGACCACAGUAUAAUGGCGUCAGGAGUGAAAAUUAGCCUUGGCCACGACAGUUGCACUUUUUAUCCCAUGGGGUGUGUCAUAGUGGAAGACAACCGAUUCGGCAUCUGGGACGCCUCACAACUUCUGGAAAAAAAAAAAAAAAACACUAGCAUGUCAGAAUUUGUUUUGCCUAUUCUCACAGCCUUUAUGACGUGUUCCAUGAUGUUUACCCAUAGGUGCACAGAGCGUUCACACACAACUGUAAACAUGGAGAAGAGAGAGAAAUUAUGCUUUAUUUUAUUUCUGUGAACCUAUAACCAUUUGACUAUCACCUUCAAGCUAGGUGCAUUACAUAGAAUUAAUCAUACCUGUGGGUGUGAUGUCACCCUUUGCAUACAUAUGUCUGCUGCUCACCCACACACUCACCCUCUUUCUACUUACUGGGAAGGAAAAAGACAGCCCACCUUCACUGCCCAGUGACCAUGAAUUGUUCCAGUUUCACUUUCAUUCCCAAAACUGUGUUUACAUACGCAAACAUUUGUUGUUUGUGAUGGCAACAGGGAGUCGGUCCCUGGCACUUUACCGAUCUGCACAUAAUGCUGUGCGUCUGGGUCAAAUGUGCACUGUAGUCUGCCAUGUCUCAGCAAGAAUGUAUGACUGAUUGCCUAAUCUGACAAUGACCAUCUUGGAAAGGCAACAAUAUUGUUUAAUCUGAUCCCAGCAUUACCCAUUUCCCUGGCUUUUCAGUGAGGAUGGAGAUCUUCACAAAAAUCCCAGUGUGGAAGCAUGUCGUUUUCACAGCAUUUUUUUUAAAAAAUUGCCGUUUUAGUGUGGACGUAGUCUUGGUGUGAAACUGACAGCCACUACCUCAGUGUUGGCUUUUGUCACCCCCUAAAGCCACUUUGGCAAGUCAUCACUGGUGAUUUUAUGAUUUCAUCCAUUGGUCAAAAUAGCUGGUACAAGUUACUUUCCUGCCCUGUUAGCACAACUAAUUUAACGGCCACCUUUCUCUGCUUCAGCGUGUAGGCUACAUACAAAUUCUCUUUUUGUUUUCUGCAAUUGCCUUAAUGGAGGUUACUACAAGGGAAUGAUGUGCCGCUAUCCUCAUGAACCAUUUUUAAGUGUUCUUAUUGUAAAGUGUUAGGUAGCUGGGUUGGGUUCAGAAUGUUGUCCUUGCUUUUUAUUGGUGAAACAAUCUAUAUCAUCCUUAAAACCUGUUAUAAGAUUGCAGUGAAUCAGUACAUUUGCUUGUCUUUUGUUUUUGUUUGAUUGAACAGCAAAACACCAUUCUUAUAAAGGAGUAUUAUGGACUUAUGUUAAUAUUUCUCUGUAAGUAACAUUUCCAAGAUUUUCUCAUUGUUUUAUCCUUGUUAUUUAUUGCUUCUAUUUUGUUUUGUUGCUAAAUGUCAGGAUUUUGUUUGUGUGAUUUGUGCUGAAACUGUCCUCAAUGGUCAAACACAUGAUGCAGCUUUUUAUGGGUUACAGUUGUUCCCAUUUCCUAACUAUUUCCUGUAAUACAUCCUACAAUGGUUUACUUCCACUGCUUUUAAGGACAUGUUACGUGGUGAUAUGAACUGCUAAACUUUUCAUGUGCUAUUUCUUUUGUCCAAUGCCUCAAAUUGCCUGCUCAUGAUAGACGGAGAUGACGUGCAGUAUCUUCCAUAAAUUGCAUCACCAAAAUGUUUCAAAUAAGUGAAGCAUUUUUGCAUCUAAGAGAAAUGUGUAUUUUUAGACAUGUUUUGACAACUGACAGAUUUCAUAGUUUCCAUCUCCCAUACACAUAUGGUUAAACUCUGUUGGUUUACAAAGAAAUGAUAUUUGAUAUUCCAAAGUUGAAACUAUGCAGCAUUGAUCCUGAAUACUGUAUGUUCUUUUUUUUUUGUCUCUUGUCAUGUGAUUGAGGAUAAAUGCUGAAAGCACAGUUUCAAGCAAAGCAUGAAACUUAAAUGUACAGCAAGAAAAGAAUGUAUAAAGUAUAUAAAUAAAUCUAUACUUUUGAAGAUCUUUGUUCCAAAAAUUAUAUAUACACCAUGUGGAAACAAUGUCACUGAAAUCCUAUAAAAUAAGGUUGACAGGAAAGAUCCAAUUGGGGGAAUUGUAAAAUUCUGUUGUCUGAAGUAAUAACAUUUCUGAGAAUGGAUAUGCACUUUGUUUUUCAGGUAUUUUUUCCAAAUGGAUGUAUGACAUUUUGGAAUGAAACCCUUCAUUUAUUUUUCACCCCAUGACAUGUUCCAUCUUUACACUAUGUGUGAGUUUGCCUAUGUUUGGUUUGUCCAAUAAAUGCAAACUUAUUUCUUCAUAA